Molecule: messenger RNA, 625 nt
Organism: Octodon degus (degu)
Lineage: Eukaryota; Metazoa; Chordata; Mammalia; Rodentia; Octodontidae
Gene: Tyrobp
Product: TYRO protein tyrosine kinase binding protein
Exons: 5
Coding region: 123-458 (111 amino acids)
Biological process (GO): microglial cell activation involved in immune response; positive regulation of natural killer cell activation; positive regulation of phosphatidylinositol 3-kinase/protein kinase B signal transduction
Cellular component (GO): membrane; cell surface
Molecular function (GO): signaling receptor binding; phosphatidylinositol 3-kinase binding
Source: RefSeq, a predicted model, not a curated record
UCCUCCCUCCCCACUGUCCCCUCCUCCUCCUGCCACCACCCACUUCAGACUUCCUCCUUCACUCGCUUGGACGCCACGCCACGUCUACUGGCCCCCUGGACAGUCCAGCAGUGUCGCAUAUCAUGGGGGGACUGGAACCCUCCUGGCGGCUUCUGCUCCUGCCUCUCCUUCUGACCGUGGCCGGUCUCAGUCCUGUCCAGGCUCAGAGUGGAUACAACUGCUCCCCCAUGAGCCCCGGGGUGCUGGCGGGGAUCGUGCUGGGAGACCUGGUGCUGACCCUGCUCAUUGCCCUGGCUGUGUACUCUCUAGGCCGACUGGUCCCUCGGGGGCAAAAGACUGCCCAGAUGACCCGGAAGCAGCCCAUCACUGAGACUGAAUCACCAUAUCAGGAGCUCCAAGGUACAAGGUCAGAUGUCUACAGCGACCUCAACACACAGCGGCAGCCAUACUACAAAUGAGGCCAAAUGAUACCUGUCCAUAACCUGAUGCCUGGACCCGGGCAUUUCUGAUGCCCACCAAGCACAUCAUUUCUACCCCUACGGAGAUGCACAGCCACAAAGUGCCCACCCUGAGCUAUCAGACCUCUUCCUGGUCUUGUCCCCAAAUAAACAAGGGAGCACGAAAG